AUGUUUCUUGACAAGGUGGACCCAUUUGUCAAGAUCCUGCACAAGCCGACGCUGCAGGUCGAGCUGAAUCAUUUCCGCCGCGGCGUGUCUGCGAAUCCCACCGAGUUCGGAUGUCGUCUCUUGGUGGUCUACUCUCUAGCACUGCUGUCGAUGUGCUCAACCCUGGUCGAGUAUCGCCUUCAUGAGUCCAAAAAGGUGUUGCUUUCGCGAUAUCGCUCAUAUGUGGAGCACAGUCUGAGUCGAAUGAACCUCACCACAAGUCAGUCAUUAUCGACACUGCAGACAUUCUUGUUAUACAUUACACUUCUCUUCUGGACAGGCGAAAUGCUCCACGCUAACAGUCUCUUAGCCGUGGCUUUUGCAAUGGCUAGACGAAUGGGUCUCAAUCACGAUGGGGCACAUUUUUCUCUUUCUCCGUGGCAGAUCGAGCUACGGCGACGACUCUGGCAUCACCUCGCACUUCUGGAUACCUGGUGUGUUGAGAACCACAGGCUCCAACCAAUGAUUCAACCCGUUGAUAAUGAUACUUCUCUUCCUCAAAACCAGGACGACUCCGACUGGCAUACUACCGAGUUCGCUUCAACUCGUCCUCGAGAGCAGAACAGAUUCACCGACAUGGCGUUGGCCUUGAUUCACUACGAGGUGGGCGCUCUCGCAAUAUUCAUCCUCAACAACACUUACACGCCCUCUAUGACGGUUUGUGGCUAUUUGGAUCUUCAAAACGAGGUCCUGCGGCAAGCCCGGGAUCGACUGGAUAUCCUCUGCAUUAGAAACCUGGACGAGAACGACAUACUGCAGAAGCUCGCGAAAGACCUCUUCCACCAAGCAUUCAAAAGGCUCAGAUUGAUACAACUCCAAUCAAUCCUGAAUGCGAGGAGCAUCAACGAGACUCAGCGGGCCGGGCUCGAUGCCAAAGCCUACCACCUGGCCAUCGACUCCUGCAAAAGCACCCAGCAUCUCAUCGGCUUCUACACGCCCUACAGUCUCGACUGGGCUGUCGUCCGGGCCUUUUCAUGGCACUCGGUCGCCACCAUGCUCUCCACGGUCCUCCGCCACGAGGUGCUGAGCAACACGCCCGAAGCCCGCGCCGCCAGCUGCCGCAUCGAACAGCUCUUCCAGAACCGUUCCUCGAUCGACUUCCUCGCGGGCAACGACAACCUGUGGGAACCGCUCAGGGUCUUGCACGCCGAACUUGCCGCGCGAGAGGGCGCUGCCGUCACGGCGCACGCCGGGAUAGGAGUCGAUGUUGGUGGAGCGGCGGGGUCAGAUACUAGCACGGACGGAGGGACGGACUUGGUUUCGAUGACUUCGACGAGCAUUGAUCCCGCGUUGUUUGGAUUGGUUGGUGUUGGAGGAGGUGAAGGAGGGGACGUUGCUUUUGAGACUCUAGCAGACCUCGAACCGUUCAUCUAA
Cladophialophora psammophila CBS 110553 is the source of this 1413-nucleotide messenger RNA. RefSeq lists its product as uncharacterized. The transcript has 2 exons. The record is from RefSeq and is a predicted model, not a curated record. Bases 1 to 1413 code for a protein of 470 amino acids. Gene Ontology annotation, biological process: DNA-templated transcription. Gene Ontology annotation, molecular function: zinc ion binding; DNA binding. Lineage: Eukaryota; Fungi; Ascomycota; Eurotiomycetes; Chaetothyriales; Herpotrichiellaceae.